AUGAGGGAAAAACAAGCUAUCAAUGUAGUCUUGAGGAGGCAAACCGAAGUAGAGGAUCAUAAAUAUAAAGCUCGAUUACGUGUUUCUAUUAUUGUCGUUAGACUUUUAUUGAAAACCGGUUUACCGUUUCGUGGUCAUGACGAGUCAGUUAACUCGGAAAAUAGAGGGCUAUACAUUGAAGUGUUAAAAACCAUUCGAGAGACUAGUGAAGAUAUUUUCAACAAUACUUUAGAAAAUGCUCCAAAAAACAAUCAAAUAAUUUCCCCUAAAAUUCAAAAAGAACUUGUGCAAUGUUUUGCACAAGAAGUACUUUUGAGUAUUCGUGAAGAGAUUGGUCAAUAUGUUUUUGCUUUACUAGUUGAUGAAUCUAGUGAUGUUUCAAAAAAGGAACAAAUGGCUAUUGUUUUGCGUUAUGUCGAUACUCUUGGCUUUGUGAAAGAAAGAUUCAUAGGUCUAGUGCACGUGAAGGAUACAUCUUCUUUGACACUCAAAAACGCCAUAAAUGAAGUACUUACAAGUAAUAAGUUGAGUUUUAGUCAGAUAAGAGGACAAGUUGUGGCUGUAGCAAAGAAGCAUGAUGGUGUUAGUGACUUUUUUGAGCAAAUUUCGUUGGUGGUUAAUGUAGUUUGUGCAUCGUGUAAAAGAAAAGACUUACUACGAGAGCAAGCAAGAGAAAGGGUGCAAAAAGGCUUGUGUAGUGGUGAACUUGAAACCGGAAGAGGGUUAAAUCAAGAGACUACACUUGUUCGAGCGGGAGAAACAAGAUGGGGUUCACAUUUCAACACACUCACAAGUUUGCUGAAGUUAUUUGCGGAUGUUCUUGUAGUUUUAGAUUUUGUGAAAAAGGAGGGAGGGUCAUUGGCAAACCGUCAACAAGCAUCUGGAAUCUUAGCAUAUUUUAAAUCAUAUGAGUUCGUGUUUUACUUACAUAUGAUGUAUGACCUUUUACACCUCACGGGUACAUUGUCAAAGCAACUUCAAAGAAAAGAUCUAGACAUUUUAGAAGCGGCUUCGAUGGUUAGAGGGACAAUGGAGGCAUUGCAAUCUUUUAGAAACAUAGGGUUUGCUAGCAUUUUGCCAAAAGUAUCCUCUUUUGUGAAACACACAAAAUUGAUACUUUGGAUAUGGAAGAGUUGUAUAUUGGUGCGAGAAACCGUAGGACUACAAAGACUAAUAGGUUUCAUUUUGAGGUUGAAAUAUUCAACACGGUGGUAG
This is a messenger RNA of Lactuca sativa (garden lettuce), 1215 nucleotides long. RefSeq lists its product as uncharacterized. The record is from RefSeq and is a predicted model, not a curated record. Lineage: Eukaryota; Viridiplantae; Streptophyta; Magnoliopsida; Asterales; Asteraceae.